AUGAGAUCUUCUGGCUAUUUAAAUUCCAACAAUGGAUCAUCGUCAUCUUUGGAAUCGACUAAUGUAAACAAAUCAACCGAUAAAAAUCAGUUGUAUCUCAAAGUUGUUUGCAAUUGUGCUACAGAUUUAGUACCACAAGAUACUACAGGAACUGGCAGUGAGUCCAAAAAAGCUUAUUCUUCCAGCAAAUCAAUAAAUCCAGUUUUGGUUGUCCAAUUAAACAAUACCAUCAAAUCAACCUCCAAGAAAUUAAAUACCAAUCAACCCAGUUGGAAUGACGAGCUUUAUAUGCCAUUAAAGAACCAAGACGAUUCAUCUUUACUAAUAUUCUCUGUGUGGGAUAAGCAUACAAGAUACAAAAACUAUUUAGGUGAAUUGAGAUUAAACGUAAAGGAUAUUUUCGUCGAUAAUGGUAAUUUUGUCGACAAGACAGAAUUGAAAUGGUACCACUUGAAUUCCAACACCAAAUAUCAUUCAUUUGUCACGGGUUCAAUUUUAGCUGGUUUUGAAUUGGUAAUCAAGAAUAAGAAGAAGCGAUUCCACAGCUCCUAUAACGAUAAAUUCCAGCAAUUAUCUAUAGAUUCAGAUGUUGAGUCUGCAUUUAAAAAAUGGUUAUCCAGUUUGACUAAACCAACAAUUUAUUCUGUGAAUAACAAAAUAAAUCCCAAUGAUCAAGGUUUUUAUGAUGAUGAAUUGGUCAAUGAAUUCGAGCUAGAAUCUGUUUUGACAGAGAGAUCCAAGAAAAGCCAUUUGAAUGUUCCAGGAGGAAAUGGUCUAUUGUCGGUUCCUGGUGAUGAUUGCCAUGAUGCCGGUUCCUUUUCAGAUGCAUCGUUUCUUUCAGAUGGUGGAUAUGCAAGUGAUGCGUCUGCUAACUUGUUUGACCAAAAAGAGACAUCGUCAGAUCUGAAGAAAUCAAGAAUAAAGUCUAAAAUGAGACUUCGUAGAUCAAAACAAGAAUAUGAAAAUUUCGAGUUGGCAAGUCGCCAGGUACUUGGUGUUGUAUUUAUUGAAAUUGUCUCGUGUGAAGAUUUACCACCUUACAAAAAUUUUACUCGUACAUCUUUUGAUAUGGAUCCCUUUGUGGUUGUUAGUUUUGGUAAGAAAACUUUUAGAACUGGCUGGAAAAGACAUACUUUGAAUCCGGUUUUUAACGAAAGAUUAGCUUUUGAAUUGCUUCCUCAUGAAAGUAAUUUCAGUAUUCAGUUUUUAGUACUUGAUAAAGAUCAUUUCUCGUUUCAUGAUAAUGUGGCUCAUAUUUCUUUGCCGUUGAGAACAUUAACUGAGUAUGCAACAGCAAAACCAACUGAAGGUGACAGUUCUGAUGUCAAUACCAGCGAUAGUACUAGUUUUAGUCAAACAGGAAAUGGUUUUACAACUGAGGAUACAGAAUUCCCAGAAAAUGAUUCGGUACAAAUUAUUGAAAACGAGACUCCAAGCAACAAACAAAGUCGUAAAAGAUACUUAUCUCGGAAAAAGGUUGUUGGAACACAAUUAGAUUUGAAGAAAUUUAAAGCCAUGUCUUUAAGUUUACAGUUGCAUGAUCAAAAAUAUAUUGGUAAAUAUGCACCCAAGUUAAAAAUUAGAGUUAGGUUUGAAACUUAUACAGAAUUGCGUAAGAAAUUUUGGAGAGUUUUAUUAGAAGAAAGUAAUUCGACCCCAGAAAAUCGCGACAGUUGCGAUUACAUUGAAUUAAUUUCUUUAUUAGAUACAUUGGGAUGUGUUAAUAGUGAUGAAUUGGUGGAAUUAUUUUAUUCCAAUUUGGGGAAACUGUCUUGGGGAGGUGAUUUAUUAACUUUUGAUGAAAUCAUUGAUCAAAUGGAAACCUACGUCAAUCAAAAUGUUGAGAGUGGUAAAGUUAAAAUAUUUGAAUUUGAAAAGUGUCCAAUUUGUAAUGAAAAAAGAGUUUCUAAGAAGCAAGAUCUAGACAUAAUUACUCAUUUUGCUAUAUGUGCUAGUAAGGAUUGGAGUGUGGUUGGUAAAUUACUUCUGUCGUCGUAUGUUACACCUACUCAGGCUACGAAAAAAUGGUUUACCAAGGCAUUGAUUAAGUUGACGUAUGGGAAAUACAAACUAGGUGGGAAUUCAGCCAAUAUUUUGGUUCAGGAUAGAAUGACAGGAAUUAUAGUAGAAGAAAAAAUGAGUGUUUAUGUGAGAUUGGGUAUAAGAUUAUUGUAUAAGGGUUUAGAUAAAGCUAGAUCUAAAAGAGUGAGAAUUUUAUUGAAAAAUAUGUCAAUCAAACAGGGUAAAAAAUUUGAUGCACCACAACUGAAAUCAGAUAUAGCUUCAUUUAUUAAGUUUCAUAAACUUGACCUUGACGAAUGUGAAAUAGAUGACCCAUCGCAAUUUGCUACGUUUAAUGACUUUUUCUAUCGAAAACUAAAACCGGGUGCUAGAGAAAUAGAGGAUGAAAAAAAUUCCAAAAUUGUUACUAGUCCGGCAGAUUGUCGGUCGGUGGUUUUUGAAUCAAUUGAUAAGGCAACACAGUUGUGGAUAAAAGGUGCAGGGUUUACUAUACCCAAAUUGAUUCAUAAUGAUCAUCUGAUGCGUGUAUCUUCCUAUACAUUGGGUAUUUUCCGAUUAGCCCCACAAGAUUAUCAUCGGUUCCAUUCACCAGUCGAUGGAGUUAUUGAAAGUAUUAAACAUAUUGAUGGUGAGUAUUAUACCGUUAACCCAAUGGCGAUUCGAUCGGAAUUGGAUGUAUUUGGGGAGAAUGUCAGGACCAUUGUUACAAUCAAAACAAAAGAUUUUGGAAAUAUAUACUUUAUUGCUGUUGGUGCUAUGAUGGUUGGAUCGAUUGUUCUUACAAAAGAUACAGGAUACGAGAUUUCGAAAGGCGAAGAAUUGGGUUACUUCAAAUUUGGAGGGUCUACUGUUUUAUUAUUAAUUGAAAGUGAUAAGUUCAAAUUUGAUACCGAUCUUGUUAAGAAUUCGUCCUCUGGUUUAGAGACUCUUCUUCGAGUGGGGCAAAGUAUUGGUCAUAGCCCAGACGUUGAAGAAUACAAGCGUGACCAUAUCUCAUUUGACAAAUUGGAUAAAUCCAAACAACUUCGAUUGAUUAGAGUAUUGACUGGUGGUGAUUUGAAAGACAAACAUAAGUUAAGUAAUUGGGAAGCUACCAAAAUAGAUAUGGAAGAUUUUCAAGAAAUUGAAGAUGAGGAAGUAUUUGAUAAAGAUAUGCCCGAUGAAGAUGCAUCGAUCAAAAGUGAAGAUUAA
This is a messenger RNA of Candida albicans SC5314, 3213 nucleotides long. RefSeq names its product phosphatidylserine decarboxylase 2 (gene PSD2). The coding region runs from base 1 to 3213 and encodes 1070 amino acids. Gene Ontology annotation, biological process: phospholipid biosynthetic process. Gene Ontology annotation, molecular function: phosphatidylserine decarboxylase activity. The transcript has a single exon. NCBI's taxonomy places the organism in Eukaryota, Fungi, Ascomycota, Pichiomycetes, Serinales, Debaryomycetaceae. The record is from RefSeq and is a predicted model, not a curated record.